AUGACUUCAGAAGAAAUUAAACUUGCUCCAAGUCAAUCGACUGUAUAUUUAUCAAAUAUUCCAUUUAAUUUAACAAAUAAUGAUAUACAUAAAUUAUUUGAUGAAUUUGGCAAAGUUGUUAAAGUAACAAUUGUUAAAGAUCGUGAAACUCGUCAGAGUAAAGGUGUAGCUUUUAUUCUAUUUCUUUCACAAGAUGAAGCUACUCGAGCAAUCGAAGCAUUUAAUGGCAAAGAAUUAGAAGGACGAACAUUAAAAUGUAGUUUAGCAGUUGAUAAUGGUCGUACAAGAGAAUUUAUUCGUAAACGUGAAUAUCCAGAUAAAACUAAAUGUUUUGAAUGUGGAGAAUCAGGUCAUUUAAGUUAUGUAUGUCCAAAAAAUACACUAGGUCAUCGAAUACCACCUGUUAAGAAACGAAAGAAAAUCAAAAAUAAAAUAAGAUCCGACUCUCCAAAUGAACCAGAUUCAAAUGACAGCGAUGAUACAUUAGCUUCAAUUAUUAUGUCUCAGGAUCAUCAAACAAAAACAACGACAACAAUGGAUACUAUACAACCUAAAAGAAAACGUUAUUGUCAAUCGUCAUAUUUCAGUGAUGAAGAGGAAGAAUUAAUUGAAUAA
This is a messenger RNA of Adineta steineri, 615 nucleotides long. The record is from the annotation of a GenBank genome assembly. NCBI's taxonomy places the organism in Eukaryota, Metazoa, Rotifera, Eurotatoria, Adinetida, Adinetidae.